AGUUCUCCCCCCUACUGCCCCCCCCUCACCCAGUCAGUCUAGAAGGACAAACAAAGCACUAUUGGUGUCCUCUGCAAGAGAGCACUGAUAGGGGGCUGGCUGUAAAUUGACGUGGCAUGGAAAAUCUCUGCUAGUUUGUAGCAGCUCUAAUGUUGCUGCGAAAUCAAGCCCAUUCCCACCAAGUUUGUAGCUUGGAAAUCACCACAGGAUUACUGUUUCUAUAUAAAAAAUGAAUGGAAAGUACCUUGGCUUUUUGAUUUGGGAACCAGACUUUUUCUCUGUUUGGAUUUACAGCUAAUAGAAAAGAAGACCAAAGGGAAUUACUUGGUUACUUUUUUUUUUUUGCUUUCCUGUAGUGAGAGCAACAGAUCUUGCUGCUCCCCCCACCUUUUCCUGCAAUUUAAUCAUUUGCAGAUCUUGCCAUGGGGUGCGGACUAAGAAAGCUGGAAGACCCAGAUGAUAGCAGCCCUGGAAAAAUCUUUUCUACAUUGAAGAGACCACAAGUUGAAACAAAGACGGAUUCUGCUUAUGAAUAUGUAUUGCUGGAUUUUACUUUAGAAGCUUCCUCAAAUCCAGAAGUUAUCAAGAUCAGUUCUGUGUUGGAUAUAGCACCUAAGGUGGAAGAAUAUUACAGCAAAGGAUAUAUUGUAGGAGCCAUUCAUCCUAUCAUACUGCCAAUUGGACGUAGAAGGAAUUUCCCUGCAAGUCACAUGUAUCGAGUGGUACUUUCACGAUUAAAAUUAAGCCAGAAGCAGGCAGCACCCAGAGGACAAAGGCACCCCAGGCUGGUGAUUGAGGAAUGUCCUUUAAUGUAUGAAACGCUGACAAAUGAGGUAGUGAAAGAACUGUUGGAAAAGGUUAAUGAAGCUUCUAAAAGAGGAAAGAAGUUUGUGGGAUUUGUAACACAACAUUCUCCUCAACCUAAAGCCUGUAAUGGAACAAGCACAGAUGGAAGUGCAGAGCUGGAAUCAACACUGGGCAGGAGGAAUAGGGAGCACAGAAGAAAAAAUUCUGAUGAAAACUAUAAAAACUGGAAUGAAGGGACAUUGAGUGGUCACUCAUCUGAGAGUGGGAUAGAGGAGGAAAUGCAAGGAGAAAGCAGUCUGUUACAGGAUGCAGAUUUCCAGUUUGGAAAAGAAGUCAGCCCUGUUAAACCACAAAAAGGAGACGACAAGCUAUAUACAGCCUUCAAUGUUUUUGAUGAUGAUUCUACCUCCUGGACCUAUCAUGAAGGUGUUUUGUCAAUGAAAGUAACAAGAAAGGGGCCAGUUAUUAGUACACUGGAAGCAGACUGGCUAGAAUUAACCACAUUUCAUUAUAAACAAGGAUUGUCCUUAAUUGAUUCUUUUGUACACUGGGAAACUUCUAAAGGAGACUAUUUGCCCAAAUCUUUAGAAGGAUUAUUUGUCUACGAAGAAGAAGGUGCUGGAGUUCCAGGUUCUAACAGGAAAGGAAAUGAUGCAAUAGUUGUUGAACAAUGGACAGUCAUUGAGGGGUGUGAAAUUAAAACAGAUUAUGGACCUUUACUGCACACGCUGGCUGAGUUUGGAUGGCUCCUGACCUGUGUCCUGCCUACACCUAUAGUACGACAUGACAGUGAAGGAAAUCUGGCCACAAAGCAAGUAAUUUUUCUUCAAAGACCUGUUAUGUGGAAUUCUGCUGUACAGACACCAGAGAAACGGGACAACCACCAGAUGAGUUUCGCCUAUCUCCUUCUAAACAAUGUUGGAUCAAGGAGGGAUCCUCCCAGUAUGGAGGCUUUGCAGGAUUCAGUAGCAGUGAUGGAGUAUUAAGGGAACUGGAUGAUGGACAAUUUGACCAGGAAGAUGGAGUCACUCAGGUCACAUGUAUGUGAUAAAGUAAGUAACUGCAUUAGAUGGACGUGUACAUAAUUCACAGACAUGUUUUAAAAAAAAAAAAGGGGGGGGGGGAAUCAUACUACUUUAAAUGCAUUGGUAUAAUCCUAUAACUUUUUUGAGACUCGUUUUGUAUUUUUGUCUGUUUCUUUGUUGUGUUAAUUCUACUGUAGUAAUAAUACUACUGCAAAAUAAUUUGGCUUUCUGUCUCUUUAAUAGAAUAACUACAUGAUUGGGUACUCUGCUAACUUGUUAAUGCUUUUGAUAAGCAAGGAAGCAAAUGCUGCAAAACAGUGACAGUUUGAAUUGUGAGAGAGAAAGGCAUGAGGAUGUUUAGUGUUUUCCACAAGCUGGAGGAGUGUUUAUUUUUUUUCCUUUAUGGGUGUUGUAAAUAUUGGUGGGGAAAAUGAACUGUCUAGCUAUUGGUAAGUUUUGAUGUAAUUUUCAUUUUACUUGCAGAAAUUCAAAAGCCUAGAGAAAUGUUAAGUCUUACACUAGAGUGUUAAUAAUUUAAGCUGUGUUCAGACUUGGUAUGUACAGAAGACCUCGGGAGGCUCUAGGCAGACGCUUGCUCCUAUGAUAGAAUUUCACCUAUGCAGGUUUUACCAGGGUUUGUUGUACAUCUAAGCCGAAAGCUAUCUAAGCAUAUAGUUUAUGUAAUGAUGUAUUCAUAAUUUACUCAUGAGUGGAAGUCAAGAAUACUCACCCCCUGAAAGAUAACUUGCAGUCUAUGAAAAAGUAGUUUGAGAAAGUCAGUGAGCACCACUGAUGGUGAGGUGCGCAGUGAUGCUGGUAAUACACAGGAGGAGUUAGUAGGCUAACCUUAAUAGCCUGUAUUAGACCACAGACUACAUACAAAUAUGCUGAUGUAUAUACAAAAUAGUACUGAGCUAAAGAUACCUCUCACUGGGUGGAGUGUAUUCAACUGCAUCAAAUACCAGAAAGCGUGUUCAGAGGAGAGGAUGAAGUUGCUGUGCUUGCAUCCUCGCCGUGGGGAGGAGCUGCCUGCAUUAAGGGAGGUUAACACCGGCAGGGCUGCGUGGGGACAGGCUGAACAACAUACUGGUGUCUGGAGAUGACGUUUUACAGAGGAGAAGCUGAAUAAAAAUACAUCUCCAGAAGGUAAACAUGGUUAUAACUAAAAACUGAAUUUUUGAGUUUCAGAAGCAAAAAGUGUAAAUGCUUGUCUCACUUAAACUAAUGGAGAAUAAUUUGGUCAAAAAGAGAAACGGGAACAGAACUGAGCAAAUGUAUUCACAGCACGUGUGGCUGUUAGCAGUACAGCACGGGCAUGGCCUCGGGAUGUUGGUGGGCUCCGUGUGAGGUGUGUUGCAAACACGGAGAGAAACGCUGUGAAUACAUUUAGCCAGCCCAGCCUGCCCCCCCGGGCCGUACCCCACCAGUGCCCAGGGAGAGCGCUGGGCCAGCGAGUGCCGUGGGGGGAGCCCCGGGGGGGGCCCGGCACCUGUGCAGGGAGAACACUGGCGGAGGCUGCUUGUUUCAAUAAGCAAAAAGUAACUCGGGGAAAGAAGAAAUUACCCUUGCCAAUGAUGAGCAGAAGUAGUCCAAGGCCGUAGUGCUAUUUCAAUUUAUUUUUACAAGGCGGGCUGCAGGGGAAACCCUUCCUACUUGUGUGAUUGUCUUAGUGGGAGCUUGCAAUGGUGACUGCUUUGGAGCUGCUGCCCAACUUCAUCGUGAAAUUGUUAUUUAUUUUUCACUUCGGAAGAGCAACUCCAGCAACUGUUUGUAGCAGGUUUGGGUUUUUUUCCAAAGAAAUUCACUGCCCUGGAGCUGGAGACAUUCCUUCAACUUUUGUUUCUUUUCCCUUUUGCACUUGUUGAAAAGGGCAGCUUCUAUUUUCUCAGUUGUAUUUCUUACAAAAAAUGCUGGCAGCCUGGCAAAAUAGUUCUGAAUUGUGACUCUCAAGAGCCAAAUACAUGCCAGAAAUUACCUUUUAUAAAGCAGUAUUCCUGCUUAAGAUGGCUCACAGUAGUGAAUCCUAAACCAAAACUGAACUACAAGGAUUUAAAGAAGUUAAAACAUGUGAAGGAAUAAAUUGAAUGCAGCUGAUCUGUCUAGAAUACAUUAAUUGGAUAAAAAGAAUCAUCUUUUAACUGAGAUAACCUCCUAUCAGCUGUUGAGAAUGCAGAAAAUUCAAAUAACUUAGUAUCUUCUUAUUUUUAAAAAAACUUUUUCCCCUUACAACUAAUCGGAUGUACACAAGAGUGUUUUGGAACAAGGGCAGAAAUUGAGUAUGCUCUGGAUGUGCACAGGAACACUCUAGAAUAUCCCCACUUUUAACAAGAAAGGCUGUUCUUAAAAUGAAAUAAAGCCAUGUUCCUUUCCAGUAGCCCACAGUUUUAACUGUGCUUCAGUCCUUGCUCUUGAAUCUCACAGGUGUUCACUCUGCUGCAAACAUCUGAAUUUUUCUAGUCUUCCUAAUUCAGUGUUAACAUGCUAAAUUGUUUCCUCUGAACCCAUUUAGCAAUGCCUAUGUAGUUAAGGACAGCUUUUUGUAAAGUGCCAUUUGUCUGACAGUAUGUAAAGUUGCCUCUGUAGAAACAUUAAUCUAGAUUGUUUUCCUAGCUCUCUGAUGUCUUUCACCCACCAGGGCUACAUUUAGGCUCUGUAUUGGAAAAAAAUACAUUGCUAGUCUUCACCUGAAAGUCAACCUGACAGGAGCCAAGACAGAGAUCUGUGAAGUGAAUGGCAUGUAGAAGGUAGCAAAGGAAUAAAUUCCUUAGGGUUCUUCUGUUUGUUUGGUUGGUUUUUUUUUUUUUUUUUCUGAUACAAGAACUCGAGGGAAUCAUGCCAGUGGUAAGUAGCAGGUUUGAAACAAAUCACGGAAUCUAAUCAGCCAACUGGUGAACGCCUUGCUGCAGGGCGCUGUGGGUAAAACUACAGGGAUUUAAAAGAUGACUGAAAAAUUCCCGAAAGGAAAACCACCGCCCUAUUCUCUCUGAAAGUCACUGAACCAGAAACUGUUGGAGACGCUGAAAGCUGGUCUGACUGACUGCACGCGAAUCCUGUUCUUCAGAUCGUCAGCACCGGCGCUUCGUCCCUGGUGGGCAGGGAGCCGAGAGCGUUCUCCUGCUGCAGGGCUGCCUUUCAAAAAUCAGGGGGAGUAAGGUGCUUGCUGCGCCUGUGUGAAGACUGUGCAAGAAUUACCUGACUGCGUGCACUAGAACACAGAAUAAACCACCCCUGUUCUUCGGGCUUGGAUGCUGAAACCAGAAAUAAUUUAAAACGUUUCUGAAACAAAUGAUGGAAAAUCUUCUGGUUUGCUCUUUGUACUUAAAAAUUCUGAAAGCUAGCUGUAUUUUACUUGGAAAAGUGAGAAGGGGAGGGUGCAUUUGGGGUACAGGAGAUUGUAAUUUAGAGAUACUUGUUUCAUCACCUGCUCUUACACAAACUAGAGCAUUAAGAAUGUCUGCCUUUAUUAGUGUUGUGGCCAGCACUGUCCAUUAAUUAAACUUCUUAAAUCAGAAAAACUGCCAGAGUAACUCUGGCAACAUGAUUUUUGUCAUAUAUUCUAUUUUUAUAUGUAUAUAACUACACACACGCACUGUUUAGUUCUCAUUUUACCAGAAUGUAGUUUACAUACUCAUAUUAUUGAAAGAAUUGAAAAUCAAACUUAAAGCACGGGUGCAUUCUCUGACAAAAAAAAAAACCCAAACAAACUGUUUAUUGAAUAACAGGUCUUCAGUUAGGAGCCUGUGUGUCUGAAAUGUACUAGAAUAGACAAGUCCCUUACUUGUACGUGACACCAGAAAUGCCCUGCCACUGUUAGAACAGAGAUAGAUGGCAACCCAUGCUGGUCAUGAACCUCUGCAAAAGACUGUUUAUACUUUCUGAUGCUCAAAAUGUUUGGAGAGGAAAUACUUUUCUAGUGUUUACAAGCAGGAAGAAACAAUCUAGUGUAAAAAAAAAAAAAAAUGUGCCCUACUUGUAAUUGUCAGAACAGUUUAUUUACAUAGUUGGUCAACUGCAAUAAACUGCUGCUUAUCUUCUGUGUUUCUGGUCUGUAAAA
This is a messenger RNA of Tyto alba (common barn owl), 5886 nucleotides long. It is a transcript of the gene RFTN2, whose product is annotated as raftlin family member 2. The transcript is spliced from 9 exons. Lineage: Eukaryota; Metazoa; Chordata; Aves; Strigiformes; Tytonidae. The coding region runs from base 423 to 1793 and encodes 456 amino acids. The record is from RefSeq and is a predicted model, not a curated record.